GGAGGGGACAGAAAAGUUUGCUGCAACGCAGUGAAAGAGCUCUGUCCUCAGCUGGUCAUCACAUAGCAGUGGUAGAUCCUUGGGGCAACAGAGGCUAAGAAGCUGCAUUAGACUAAAAUAUAUUUUUUACCUGUUACAUUCCCCCUCUAUAGAUAUCUGGUGGUCAGAAAAAGAGGAGUUGAGACUCCUGGGUGCCUUUAUUAGCUCUGCCGCUGAUUUGCUGGGGCACGUCAUGGGUUAACCUCUCUGUGCCAGUUUGGCUAUAACAAAGUCUUAUACCACCUCCCUCCACAGGGCUGUUGUGAUGCUUAAUUAAUUCUUGUGACUCCCUUUGAGAGACUCAGAUGAAAGGUGAAUAGAUGUUCAAAGUUUUAUUUAUUUUAUUUUAUUUUAUUAUCCUCCAAAGCCAAAACCAUCUCCUGCGGAUGGUUUCAGCUCUCCCAUGCAAUGUAUGACUUAAUGCUCAUAUUGAUAAACAGCUGUGGAACCAAGGAAUGUGUGUGUACCAUGGGGCAGUGGUCAUCUUUAAUUGCACUGCCUAUCAUCUGAGGAUUUCAAGGCCCUUGACAAAGAUGGGUGCAUAUUAUAUCACUUGACAGAUGUGGAAACUGAGGCACACAAAGAGGCCUUGUGGCUUGAAGGGCAAUCCAGCAAUACUGUCAGUAUUGCUCCCCUCACUAUUUGGAGGGGUCAGAGUUGCAAAGGCAUCCCCUCCAAAAGACUCAGCCUGGCCUACAGGGCUGCAGAGAAAUGUCUCUGGAGACCCCCCCCCCCAAUUCCUUUCCAAGCAGUGCCAGAUUAAGCACAGAUCCAUUGAGCUGUAGAUCCAAAUUUUACAUGGCAAAGGUUCUAGUCCCAAUGGCCUUUAGAUCUACUGAGGUGUGGCUGCCACCCACACAAAGGCACGGGGGGGACAGCUUGGUUGGGGGCUGGCCCCAGCUGUCCUCUGCUAUCCUGUGUAUAUUGCAUUAAGGAGCUUGAUCUGAGCCCCUAUGCAGAUGUGGCCUGAAGCAAGAGUAGGGAGCUCGCUGUUGACAUCUGUCGGUGAACAGGGAGAAGAGCAGCCCAGAGCUGCAUGAGAGCUCCAGUUGGAGAGGGGCUCUGUAAGGCAGGGAGCUCUCUGCUGGCUUCUAUUGGUGAGCAAGGGGAAAUGACCGAAUGGGCCAGGCCUCGUUUGCAUUUCAGUUAUGUAACAGUUUGGUGCAUUUUGGUUAAGUUUUGAGUUUGGGGGCAGUAAAAUGCUAUUUUCUGUGGUGGGAAAUGAAGGGACAAGAGAACUGCAUCAAAUAUGCCUAGAGUGAGAAGUCCCCCUAACCACACUUGUGUCCUUGCAUAGCUGAGUAGCAGUUAUUGGAUAAAGUAUAAGUAAGUAAUUUGAAUGGAUAAACUGGCUUCUGUUGAGACGCUCUUCCCGGUGGUAGGGGCUUUGACUCUUCUCUGAAGACUUCUUACAGAGGUAGCUUAAAGACAGUGGUUCGCUUUGAGGUAGUGGACAGAGGUAAACGGAGGUGCUUCCCGGCAGUGAAGGGAGCUGAGGUGGCUUGGGCUGAAGCCACAGAGAGCUGCAGCUUACCUGAGGGACUCCGGUGCAGGUAUCUCUACCUAGCAAUCAAAGCUGAAAUUGCUUCUGCUGGGUCAGGUGGUAAAAGAUGUUUCUCCCUCCCCCUGGCAACCCAGGCAGCACUUCACUUAGAGGCUGAUGACUGAACUGGGCACCUCCAACCCUGGACACCAAACUGCAAGUAGGGGGGCUGGGACGAGAGAAAUGGCCAGAGUGCGUUAGGAAACCUGAGUUUGGAACUAACUACUGCUAAGACACCUUGGGGCAGGGGGAAGCGUCUUACCUAAUACAGUCCAUUUAUUAACUGCUGGCUUUCCCAAGGUCAUUCUGUUGCCCCUCUUUCCUCUCUGCCCGCUGCCCCAUAAAGGUCUUUGUUUUAAACCCCUGAACUCUCCAUCCCACUCAAAGCUAUGCAGCAUCAGUUGGUCUCCUAGUAACAUGCCUGUUAUCUAUAACCACCUCAUCACACCUCUCCCUAAUAAACCAGUCGCGUCCUAUUCCCUGAGCCUGUCAGUUUUCCCAUACUCCAUGCUUCCCUUUGAAUCUCGUGCCUUACAGUCUCUCUGGUCACACCUUGCUCAGCUACAGAUGCUAACUGCAUUUUAAUCUUCUGUGCUGAUUUGAGUUUGCAGGUGUCGCCUGACAGCUGCUGAGAAUCAGGGUUCUGUGAUUCUGUGCAAUGUAGUACAAACAUGCUACAAUGAGGCCAGACUCAGUGUGGUGGGUGGUAGAGAAGGGGGAAAUCAUUAGCAAUCCGGCAUCUCUCUUAGUCCAAAGGCAGGUGCUGCUACACCUACAGCCCAGAGGCUAGCGGGUUGGUGGAGCAGUUACUGCAGGAGUUUAGAAAAGGUGGCUGGGUGUUGGGAAUAUAGGACUAGUGAUAUUUGAAGGCAAUUAACACCGAGGUGUGACAGGAAUUAUUUAGGGCAGCACAAGGGGGGGACAAGGGGGCCAAUUAUGAGCCAUGGGGUUGAAACUAUGCAAGGGAAAAGAACUGGACAAACUCCCUGACAGUGUCCCAAGGAAGCCCUAUCUCUUGAGAUUUCAAACCCAGACUGCACAACAGCCUGCAGGGAUCGAUCAUGCCCUGGUAGGGAGAGGGGAUGGGGUGAUCUUUUUCAGCUCUAAUUCCUCCAUUAAAUCAGAUGGACGAACAUGGUGAAAAACUACAUUUCCCAGUCUCCCCUGCAGCCCCGGGGAUAUAAGCAAUUGGAAGAUUUAAAUAGACCAGGCCUGAAGCAACCAACCUUUGGCAUAUAGAAUUCCCCUCCUCUUCUCUGUAUCCAUUGGCUGUUUAACCUUUUUUCUGGUGUUGGACUGGCUGCCCAGCCUGGCAUUAAUUUUUCUUCCAAGCUUGGUAGGCCCAUGAAGUAAACAGCCAUGUGCAUUCCUUGCUCUAUAUUUAACAGCUGCAGUCUGUGCUGGGGGAGAUUGCAGGUUUCAUCUAGGGAGACUCCACAAUGCCAGCAUCCCAAAGCCGGGCCAGAGCCAGAGAGCGGAACAAUGUCCUGAACAGGGCUGAGUUCCUCUCGUUGAACCAGCCCAUGAAAGGGAACCAGGAGACCAGGAGCUCCAGCAGGAAGCAGGGCAGCCAGUCUGGUCUGGCUCCCAUCCAAAACGAGGGCACCAAGGAGCGACGGCAAUCGCAGCAGCUUCCCGAGGAGGACUGCAUGCAGCUGAACCCCUCCUUCAAGGGAAUUGCCUUCAACUCCCUGCUGGCCAUCGAUAUCUGCAUGUCCAAGAGGCUGGGGGUCUGUGCCAGCAGCGCCUCGUCCUGGGGCAGCGCCCGCUCCAUGAUCACACUCAUCGGCAUCACAGGGCAUGGCGUACCCUGGAUCGGGGGCACACUCAUCUGCCUGGUGAAGAGCAGCACGCUGGCGGGACAGGAGGUCCUCAUGAACCUGCUGCUAGCCUUACUCCUGGACGUCAUGAUUGUGGCAGGAUUGCAGAAGCUGGCCAAGCGACGAGGCCCAUACGAUGUCCACCCCGGCCUCUUGGACUAUCUGACCAUGGACAUCUAUGCUUUCCCAGCCGGCCACGCCAGCCGAGCUGCCAUGGUGUCCAAAUUCUUCCUCAACCACCUGGUUUUGGCCAUCCCACUCCGGAUCCUGCUGGUCCUCUGGGCCUUCUGCGUGGGGCUUUCCCGCAUCAUGAUUGGACGGCACCAUAUCACAGAUGUCCUGUCCGGCUUUGUCUUUGGCUACUUGCAGUUCAGGCUGGUGGAGUUGUUGUGGAUGUCUUCCAACACGUGUCAGAUGAUAAUAUCAAUCUGGUGAACACAAGAAUCCCUGACGGAAACUAGCAGACACUUUAAGAUUCUUUCUCUCAUUUUUUUAAAUAUAAUUCUUCAUAUUUAUUGGGAAAAAAUUAACUUCCAUAAGUAGUAGUAGUCUUUUUACUGUUGCUCCCCUGCCUGAAAAAAAAAAUGUUUCUUGCAGAUGGUUAGGCUUUAACAAUCAAGGGCCAGCCAUCACAGUAAUUUGGCCACUUUUUAAAAUCCCAUUUGGAUGGUAACCAAACUAAGAUAACAAAAUGAGUUCUCUUUGGAUGGUGCACAUCUGAUGCCCAGGUGUGUUCUCAGGAAAACCUGUUAUCCCUUUGGGAUGCGUUAAUUAGCUUCUUGGAGGCAAAACGUUUUGGGGCGAAGUUCUACAGCGCUUUUUCUGUCUGCCAGCCCAACGAUUGUGUCUUGUACAGGGCCGGGCACACUGCCGGCACCUCACAGAUAAUAAAUAAUCAUAAAAGUUCUGCCAUGUUUGUUUCUUAUCAUAUAUUGGGGGACUCUCCCAAGGGAAAGUGGUGGAAAACCCAUCAAUUGGGACUUUUAAAU
This is a messenger RNA of Mauremys mutica (yellowpond turtle), 4391 nucleotides long. It is a transcript of the gene PLPP7, whose product is annotated as phospholipid phosphatase 7 (inactive). Gene Ontology annotation, molecular function: sphingosine-1-phosphate phosphatase activity. The record is from RefSeq and is a predicted model, not a curated record. The coding region runs from base 3022 to 3837 and encodes 271 amino acids. The transcript has 3 exons. Lineage: Eukaryota; Metazoa; Chordata; Testudines; Geoemydidae. Gene Ontology annotation, cellular component: nuclear envelope.